GCCAUAUGAGAGUGACCGAGACCUCUGCGGCUCAGAUUGAUUUUCUUCUUUCUACUGAAACUUUGAGUCGCACUCUCUGAUGAAGAGAGAGUGCAAAACAGUGGUUUAAUUUGCGUCGAAUAUCCUGCCGAAAUGGAUAGGAACAUCCGAUACGAAAUGGUUGCUAGCCAAGACUUUGAGGAUGAGCGUCGCAGUGGUGCUGCUCAGGCACCGACCACCUCUCACCUGGCAGUAGCACUUCCUCCAGACCUGGAGCAGGCAGCAGCCAUGAGCCUGCCGAUGGGCAUGGUCGACGACAUUCCGCCGCCAAAGGCUGAUUUUUCUGCGCCUCCACCCUACGAACUUGCCACCAAACUACCCUCCUAUGAAGAGGCCCAACAGCAGAAGAUGCAGGAGCAGUACGGGGUGCGACUUUUUCCAGAGAAUUCCACUGGCCACCAUCCAAAUAAUGCCCCGCCGCUGACAUUUUUGACCAUCGACAGCGACUUAUCUGACUGCAGCACAGAAACCAGCCUUUUAGGCAGUGAUUUCACAUUCUUUAGUGCUUUUCUAGUGGCAUUUCUGUUCAAUUGGAUUGGAUUUUUGCUGCUGAUGUGCUUCUGCCACACAAUUGCCGCCCGAUAUGGCGCCCUGUCUGGCUUUGGUCUCUCGCUGGCCAAGUGGACCUUGAUCGUGAAGCACUCAACAGAUCUUGCCUCCAGGGAAAAUAUCUGGUUGUGGUGGCUCAUAAUGGCAUUUGGGCUUUUGAUCUGCGCCCGUGCCAUAAUCCAGUACCUGCACAUUAAGCGAGAGUGGAGUCUUCUUUCACGCAGCGCCCAAGAACGCCUUGUAUUUUUCUACUAGCCAGCGUUCUAGCGUGAUGGCUGUUGCUUUUUUCACCUUUCCUUUUCUCUUUUUAUCAAGCACCACGCGUGUGAUCUUCGUUUUUCUUUCCAGCAUGCACUUCACUCAUUUACUCAGCAAACUCCAAAUCAGAAAGUGUGUCAUGUGUAUAAAUAAAUUUGAAAACUCUUGAUGUCACCAAUUUGAAAAAGGGCGCCUCCGAGUCUGAGGCGACCCCGAGCUAGGUCGUUGGCCCCAAGGCUAAUUAUGAAGAAGUCCCACGUUGAACCAAAGGACAUGUCCAACUUUUAAAUUUUCGGAACUUUUAUUUUUAUUGUUAGACGACGACUGACUGCAGCUGAGAAAUCCUAAGUCAGCGCGUCCGACGGCCGCAGAAAAGUGUUAGGCGGCGGACCAUGAGACCUCUUAAUCAGAACAUUCCCCGCGAUGUAUAAAAUUAUAGCAAGGAAUGGUUUUCUUCGAUGUGUUACUCUCAGUAGUCGUUUUUUUGUAGACUAUUUGUCUGACUAUUACAUAUAUUAUACAACAUAGCUUAGGGCACUCUAAACUCUACUGUAAUUAAAAAGAAGUCAUAAAAUGAAAUGAGUAUUAUAUGGGCAGCUUAUAAAUGAAUUUUUAUGUAAAUUGAUGGAAUGCCAUUGAUGCAAAUUUGUGUGCAUCGUUAAGUGAGCAGUACCUUAAUAAAAUAUUUAAUUUUAAAUCCGGAAA
This is a messenger RNA of Neocloeon triangulifer, 1551 nucleotides long. RefSeq names its product NEDD4 family-interacting protein 2 (gene Ndfip). Gene Ontology annotation, molecular function: WW domain binding. Gene Ontology annotation, biological process: ubiquitin-dependent protein catabolic process; positive regulation of protein ubiquitination; metal ion transport. The record is from RefSeq and is a predicted model, not a curated record. The coding region runs from base 133 to 843 and encodes 236 amino acids. Lineage: Eukaryota; Metazoa; Arthropoda; Insecta; Ephemeroptera; Baetidae. Gene Ontology annotation, cellular component: endoplasmic reticulum; perinuclear region of cytoplasm; Golgi apparatus. The transcript is spliced from 6 exons.